AUGGAAAGCCGUUUUGAGCGCUCAGAGAGGAUCGCGAAGUCUUCGACGAAGACGCUUGCCGGGGAGCUGCAAGCGGCACCCGUGGAAGCAGCAGGGUGGUGGGGUUCUCGAGCCCAGCUGCCUCGUGAUUUCCUGCUGCGGCUGCGGGCCUUCUGCGCUGCCGACAGCGUGUCCAGAGCCAUCUUACUCGUUGGGGCCGACUUGCUCGGCGAGGAGGCGCUGGCACCGCUGCGGGCGGCCUUCCAGCGCCUGGACGGCUGGUCCCCCGAUGGCCUCCUCACCGAAGAGGAUUUGCGACACCGGCUUCCAAAAAUGGGCUGCAAGGAAGUUCCAAGAGACUUGGACCUUUUGCUGCUGGAGGCCGAUGGGGACGGGGUGGGACUGCUCGACUACACCACGUUUCUGGCCGUCGCCAUGGGACCCCAGGAGCUGCUCUCGAGCCCGCUGGGCCGGACGGUCUUCGCCCAGAUGGAUCGGGACGAGGACGGCGUCCUCUCUGUUGCCGAUCUGGCGGCCUUCCUGGGUCGAGUCGACAAGGACAUGGAGUCGUUGUCCAAAGCUGGGAUUGAGCAGCCGUUGACUUUCGAAGGCUUCGAGAUGCUCCUGAAAAACGUGGCGAAGCACCAGGAAGACCUCCAGCAGCCCGGGGCUGGGGCCGCCCGGCACGUGCUGUCCGAGUCGGCGCUGAAGCAGCUCGAGCUGGCCGUGGAAACUGUGGCAGGAGAGGCUUUUCCGGAGCGCGCCGAAGCCAUCAAGGCGAAGCGCCGCUUGGCAGAUGCCGCGCAUGCCAAGCGCGUGGCAGCUUCUGUGAAGGACCAGAAGCGCAGAAAGGAGAAAGUCAGGAGGCGAAGGAAAGUGGUGCCGCUCGAAGGCCAAGCUGAAGCAGACCAAACGGCGCUGAUGCAGGCAGACCCAGUCGCGAUGAGCCUCCUUGUCGAGGAUAGCAGUGAUGAGGGCGACUCCCCCUCCGCGGCUUCCGCGUCACAAGCGCAGUCGGAUGUGGGCUUUGCUGAGGCCUCCUCGAGUACAAGCGAGCCCCGAACCGAGCCUAUAUCGGUUGAGUCUGACUUCUUCCGAACUCGCCUUCGUGAAAGCGGACGGCUCACCAGGCUCACCAUUAGCUUGUAA
Messenger RNA from Symbiodinium natans, 1128 nucleotides. NCBI's taxonomy places the organism in Eukaryota, Dinophyceae, Suessiales, Symbiodiniaceae. The record is from the annotation of a GenBank genome assembly.